UUGAUUGUAUUUUUAAAUCUUCUUCUUCCUCUCGUCAUUAAAUUGAAAACCAUCAUCAUCUCCUUCAUCUUCAUCGUAAUCAUCACCAUUAUUUUCACCGACUGAUCUCAAGUAACACAAUUUAAUCUCUCAUUAAGUGAUAACCACCAUGACAACAAUUCCUCUGGUAUUGAGUGGCUACCAAAGCUACUGAAGUUAAUCACAAUCCGACUGCCAAAUUGAUAUAGUCCUUUAGUUUACUUAAUGUUACAAUUAACUCGUUUUGUUGGUAUUAUUUUGCUCAAUCGGUCGGUCAAAUUGUGGAUUGGUAACCCAUGUGAUACUCAACAUGAUUAACUACUCCAUUGAUUGUUUUUGAUCUUUUGUUUUGCUAUUUUUUUUAUUCAAUCUUUAAUCAUCUUUAAUUGUUAUUCCUGUUCACUUAGAACAAUGUUUUCCUUUAAUUGAAAUUUGUAUUCUACUAAUACUUACUUAGUGACUGUAAAUAAUCAAACAUUAUGCCGGGUAAAGUAAAAGUGCGAAUAAUCGCUGGACGCAAUUUACCAGUGAUGGACAAAUCAUCUGAUACUUCCGAUGCUUUUGUUGAGGUUAAAUUAGGUAACACCACUUAUAAAACUGAGGUUUAUCGUCAUUCAUUGAACCCAUGUUGGAACUCGGACUGUUUCAGAUUUGAGGUAGACGACGAGGAGCUUCAAGAUGAACCACUUCAAAUCCGGAUUAUGGAUUAUGAUACCUACUCUGCUAAUGAUGCCAUUGGGAAGGUCUACAUUGAUCUUAAUCCAUUGCUCUACAAAGAUUCAGUUCAUGCCAUGUGGGGCUGGUUCCCCAUCUAUGACACAAUGCAUGGGAUUCGUGGUGAAGUUCAUUGUGCAGUCAAAGUUGAUCUUUUCUCCGAUUCCAAUCGAUAUCGUCAGUCUUCUUGUGGUGUUCGCUUCUUCUACUCUCACAGUGUACCUCAUGGUUAUGUUUGUCAGGCGAUUCUUGGAUUUGUCGAAGAAUUGGUUGUUAAUGAUGAUCCAGAAUAUCAAUGGAUUGAUAAAAUUCGUACGCCAAGAGCAAGUAACGAAGCGAGACAAACUCUUUUCUCCAAAUUAUCUGGCGAAGUGAAAAGAAAAAUUGGUCUCAAAGCUCUGGAACUUGGCGGAAAUUCUGUUGUUGGGUAUCAACAAUAUUUUGACCUUGAAGGCGAAUCUGGUAUCGUCGUGAGAGGCAUUGGAACUGCUGUAAUUCUAACAAAGAUCGACAAUAAUAUUGCUCGAUAUCAACAUGGACGAACUCAACUCGGUUCAUCUUCUCAAGCUCAAUCUUCCACCUUGAAUGAAGAGUUAUCAUCAUCAUCAGCUGUACCUUCCAGUGCACCAAUGACCGCCAUUAAUACUCUGACGAUUAAUAAACAAACCUCCGGUUCUAUCAAUAUCUCCAACAACAACAGUUAUGCACCAAAUUCCAGUCUUACCACUAAUAAGGAUGCAAUAGUGAUACCCAAUUCUACUUCACCAACAUCAUUUGUAAAUCCACUGGACAAAAACUUCGAAAGUAACUUAAUUAAUACAAAUGGUACACAUACUCACAAUUUCCCAUCAACGAGCAAUAAAAUUGGAUCUCCGACUAAAGUAGGUAUGGGACAACUUCAUCGACGAGGUUCUUCCGAUCCCGAUCUGUCAACCACACCAACCAAGCCCAGUAGCAGUCACAGUAGCAAUUGUGGAAGUGUUGGAAAAACUAAUGUCAAAUUUAUGAUUUCGCCUGAAAAUCUUCAUCUUCUCGAAUAUCCUUUUAUAACCAUGAAACAAUUUCCUCCUGGAUUCAUCGCUCACAUCGGAGGAACAGUUUCUUCGCGGUCUGUAAAACUUUUAGAUCACAUCAACUGUCCAGAAGAUCCAGAAACUCGUGAUGCGUGGUGGAUGGAAUUAAGAAAAGAAAUUAGAAGCCAUUGCCGUAGUUUAGCUUGUAACGCUGUUCUGGGCUAUUCUGAGGCCACUUAUAUCUGCGAUAAUGUUGUUAUACUUUCGGCCAGUGGGACUGCUGUUGUUCUGUCUCGAGGUGGAGAACAUGAUAUGGUUUCUAAUCGAGGUUCAGUGACCGAGAAAUCAAAGAGUGACCAUGAAAGUAAUUUAUCUUCUACAAACCAAUCAGCUGUAGGAGGCUCAACAGCACCAUCAUCGACUGUACCUUCGAACCCGAUUCUCUCCACAACCAAAGCAGACACUAGUAAAACAUCACGAACUCACCAGAAUUCAGAUUAUCAACAACCUUCUUCAACAUCAAAUUGCAGCAUUUGCCAUAUUCCUUAUCCAGAAUCAAGUGUACCGUUUCAUUCAUCGUUGCUCAAUUGUAGAAUUUGUAAGAAAGCCAAAGUCUCUGAUGUUUUGUUCAUGACAAUUGAGCCUCCAAGUAACAUACCAAUUGUUGGUCGUGGUUGCCUCAUCCAGGCUCGAGUUUGUCGUAAUAAGAGAGAUAGUAAAGGAGAGCAAUGUGCCAAGGAGCUAAGUGAUAGCUUACCUUUUCUGGAACAUGAAUUGCAUCGACAAUUACUUAGUAAGGUUAAAGUAAAAGGAAUGAAUGCAAUCUUCGGAUUGAAAGUACAAAUAUCAUUCGGAGAAAACAUGUUGAUUGCUUUAGCUACUGGAACAGGUUCUUAUGUAGGUGCCUUACCACCACCCGAUCCACCACAAAUAUCAUCUGGAAAGGGAGUUAAAACUACGGAUUUGAAUGCGAUUCAAAAAUUAAUUUUAGAAAGUAUGUCCAGAAAUCGAGAACAUUACGGCUUGACUGACAUUCCGCAUGAAGAGCGAGAACCUUCGGAAGGAGAGGGUGAAAAAAAUGGAACCAAAAUAGCAGAAAGUGACAAAGAAUUGGAAUAUGUUGAUAACUACGGAAAGAAAAAAGAUCUCGAGCAAUUCUUAGGGAGCAAGGAUGGUUGUGUUGUCCUAGAAGUCGACGAUACAGAAGAUGCGGACAUAAUUUCACUCAUGAUCGACUCAGAUGUUCCUAAAGGCUACGAAAUCUGUAAUACUGAAACUAUGCCUGGACUGUCUGGUCAUUUCUCUGGUGUCCUACAAACAUUUGCUCAAGUUCACAGAGUUAAACUCAUUGCGAUUAAACAGUUUGGACAACAGUUCGAUUGGAUUAUUCAAGGACUUUUCGUUAAACUGCGUCGCCUUGUACCUUGUUGCCUGACGGACAUAAAAUUUCACGUUGAUUUACCUGAACAAGAUUUAGUCCAAGUCACAGUUCUUGGAAGUGCUAUCGGAAUCGUUGGAUCAACAACUCUCGGUUCCAUGGGCAAAGGAAGCCUGUACUUGCCUCCUACAUCAACAUAUCGACGACGUCGGACUCUUUCAGCAAACGAUUCAUGUGAUGAAUUAUUAUUCACUAUGGACGAUGAUCAUGGAAAUAAUCAAGAAGAUUUAGAUGAUUUGAAGCGGGAAAGUUUCACUCCAUCCGAAGCCUUAUCCGAGUCAAACGGAAUUGAAUUAACUCCACUAAGUUACAUACCCGGUGCUCAUAUUCACAAAUAUCUUGGAAACUUGGAUUUCUUUUUUAUUCGAGAGACAACAAGUAUUCGUGAAAGUGGUGGUCUCAAUGGCUUCAUUCACAGUUUUCUCAGUGAAGUUUUCGCCAUCGUUCGUGCUCAUGUCGCGAGUUUAAGUGGAAAUGCGAUGGUCUCUCUACAUUUGACUCAAUGUGUUCUCGUUCACAAUCCACACAAAAAUCAGGCUCAGUGUUUGAUCAAUAUCGCUGGAGACGCUGUUUCGAUUCAAAGUUGCUCAACAAAACCAAUCGCGAUUGCACGUUAAUUGUAAUUAAUCGAUUGAAAAACAUUUCAAACCAAAACUCAAUCUUUUUGCUCCAAAAAUGAAACACAUCUAUUAAUAUAAACUCAAAACAAUUGCUUCAAUCAACUAUUCUUAGCUAGUCUUUGGUAAAAUAUUAAGAAUAUUAAUAUUAAUGACAAUAUCAAACGUAAUAAUCAAAAGAGUCAAUUUAAGAACAAUCAUUUAUCGAAACUAAAGUUCAAGUGUAAUAAAGAAAAUGUAACAUAUGAAAGGACAUGACAAAAAUUCAACAAACUUAAUCUAAUUUUUCAUGGAUUAAAAUUGAUUGUAACAAUUUAAACACGGAAAUGUUAGGAGACUCAAAUAAACCAUAAUUAAAUAUACAAUGUAA
Panonychus citri (citrus red mite) is the source of this 4170-nucleotide messenger RNA. Its product is annotated as C2 domain-containing protein 5-like. Gene Ontology annotation, cellular component: plasma membrane. The record is from RefSeq and is a predicted model, not a curated record. Gene Ontology annotation, biological process: positive regulation of protein targeting to membrane; intracellular protein transmembrane transport; positive regulation of D-glucose transmembrane transport. Lineage: Eukaryota; Metazoa; Arthropoda; Arachnida; Trombidiformes; Tetranychidae. The transcript has 9 exons. Gene Ontology annotation, molecular function: calcium ion binding; calcium-dependent phospholipid binding. Bases 498 to 3800 code for a protein of 1100 amino acids.